Anopheles coustani is the source of this 927-nucleotide messenger RNA. RefSeq names its product aquaporin-like. Gene Ontology annotation, biological process: transmembrane transport. Bases 1 to 927 code for a protein of 308 amino acids. Lineage: Eukaryota; Metazoa; Arthropoda; Insecta; Diptera; Culicidae. Gene Ontology annotation, cellular component: plasma membrane. The transcript is spliced from 4 exons. Gene Ontology annotation, molecular function: water channel activity. The record is from RefSeq and is a predicted model, not a curated record.
AUGGCCCAUAACGGAUUACCAAAGGAGCAGCAGCAACAAACAAAUGGUGGAGAAAGCUCGUCUAAUGGAAUGUCACACUCUGGAAAACCGGUCCAGAAAGGAUGGCAAUUUGACGCUUUGUGGCACGCGAAAAUAACAAACAACCCCACUUAUGAUGCUUUUGCUAAAUUUUUGGGAGAGUUUUUUGGCACCGCAACUCUUAUGUUUCUUGGCUGCAUGGGCUGUUUGGACGCAUUUGACAACGUAACAUCCAACUUCUCUCGCGGCCUCAUCUUUGGCUUCACCGUGAUGGUCGUAAUCAUAACAUUUGGAGUUGUUUCCGGAGCUCACAUCAACCCGGUAGUAUCGAUCGCCGCAUACAUUUACGGAGAUCUAUCAUUCGUGAUGGUUUUGCUGUACUUUGUGGCCCAGUUCACCGGUGCAUUGUGUGGCUAUGGACUACUUAUGGGUGUAGCUCCUCAAGUAUACUUCGACGAAGCCCUUGUCGAUGGUCACGGAACCUGCGUCACGGCCCCUCACGCCAGCCUUACGGUCGGAAGUGCGUUGGCGAUCGAGUUUAUUGUGACUGGGAUUCUGAUAUGGGCCUGCUGUGGUGUCUGGGAUCCCCGUAACGCUCAGCACCAGGAUUCUUCUCCACUCAAGUUCGCCCUGCUAGUGGCGUCGAUUUCUGUUGCUGCCGGACCAGCCACAGGAGCCAGCAUGAAUCCUGCGAGGACACUAGCGCCGUGCGUCUGGAACAAUAGCUAUCAUGAAAUAUGGAUUUACUUUGUUGGUCCUCCAUUGGCGGGUGUUAUCAUGCCCAUUGUCUAUAAGUUUGUAUUCCGUAAGGAAGUACAGAACCCACGCAUACCAGAACCAGAACCUCAGCGGGAACAAGUCUGCGUUUGCAUUGUCCACAACAAAGAAUCGCCUUUCGAUAAAGUUUAA